GGCCGUGCGGCGGAGGGGGAGCCAGCACCGGGCCCCCCCCCAUCCCCGUACCGCUACGGCUCCCGCCUCCCUUCCGGCGGCGGCUCCUUCCCUGCGCCGGGGGCGGACGGGGCGGACCGGAGCCGCGCCGAGCCCAGCCAGGCCCUGCUCUCCCUGCGAUGCCCAGCCACCCCUGCGAGCUCCUCAUCCUCCUGCAUUAGGUGCCGAAGCCUGCGGACACCCGGCGCUGCACGCACCAAGGUGGCCCUGGUUGGCGAGCCCAGACGGCAGUGGAUGAGUGCUGGGCACUGGCCUAGCCGCACGUGCACACCGGCACCAUGGACUUCGUCAUGAAGCAAGCGCUGGGCGGGGCCACCAAGGACAUGGGGAAGAUGCUGGGGGGUGAGGAGGAGAAGGACCCCGACGCACAGAAGAAGGAGGAGGAGAGGCAGGAGGCCCUGCGCCAGCAGGAGGAGGAGCGGAAAGCCAAGCACGCCCGCAUGGAAGCCGAGCGGGAGAAAGUCCGGCAGCAGAUCCGCGACAAGUACGGGCUGAAGAAGAAGGAGGAGAAGGAGGCAGAGGAGAAAGCCGCGCUGGAGCAGCCGUGUGAGGGCAGCCUGACACGCCCCAAGAAGGCAAUCCCAGCUGGCUGCGGAGACGAGGAAGAGGAGGAGGAGGAAAGCAUCCUGGACACCGUCCUCAAGUACCUGCCUGGCCCACUGCAGGAUAUGUUCAAGAAGUAACAGCACCGCCAACCCUGCCAUGGGGUGCUGGGGCACGGGCGCCCUCUCCCCUCUAACCCUCCAUCAGUUCCCCUGGCUUGGGGGGGGUCCCCGCACCCCCUCCUGCCCUUUCCCCCAACCAGACCAAAAACCCGCCCCGUCCUGUCCAGGCAGGGCCCCCCCACCACGCCAUGCCAAAGGGGAACUGCCCUGGCUGGACAGGGCGAACCGGGACCAAAUGCACUGAUGUAACCUCGCGGCAGGCUGGGGGCACCCCAAGCCCUACCGGCCCCCCCCCGGGGUGGCUCCCCGUGCCCCCUGCCCUGCACCUCCUGCCCUCCCGGGGGACCCCGGCAGGCCUCCACUCGCCUGCCCUCGUCCCCAGCACUGCCAUCCCCCUACCCUGUCCCGCCCUGGGUCAAGCCCAAAGCACAAAGCCAGGCGCCCUGCCCACAGCUCCCCCAUCCCCAGGCCCCGGGCACGGGGGUCCCCCGGGGCUGCCCAGUGUGCCCCAGCAUCGGGGGGUUGGAGGGGACCCCUCUCCCCGCAUCUCUGGCCCCAUAGUUAAAGCCAUAUCAGUUAGACUGCAAUACUUCAGCACCAGGAGGAGCGGGCGCCGCGCUCCGCCGACCGUGUACAAAGGCGCGUGCGGGGCAGGGACACCCCUGCCUCGUCCCCCCCACCCUGUCCCUGUUCCCCCCCCACCGCUCGCUCGUCUGUGUCUUGGCCCCGCUGGCCCCCGUUCUUGCAUUAGUGUCUCUGUGCCAGGGUGCGCUCCGUCGCUCCAUGCGUCCUCGUGUCCGCUGCUCACACUCCCACCCCCAAGUCCCCGCUGUCCCCGGGGCGCCCAUGGCACUGAGCCAUGAGCCCCCCACCGCGCUGCUGGGGCCCCUGCUCUGCCCCAUGCAAUAAAGCCAGUGCGGGGCCGAGAGCCGCUGGGCCAGUCCUGGGCUGGGAGUGCCCAGCUGCCCCCCACCCGACGCUGGACACACGGGUCCCCCCCGGGCCUGGGAAGGGAUCCCUGGGCAAGCACCCCAGGAUGUUCCAGGAGCUGCUGCUUGCACCCCAACAGGGGGAUGCGGGAGUAUGCCCUCACCCCAGCCCGUGUUCCUUGCCGCACCGUGCUCCCCCCUCCCCAUGCUUCCUCCGCCACAGUCCCCAGCUGCUCACCAGGGCCCUCCCCGGGAAGUGGCGGGCGGUUUGGGGCCCCGCAGACAUGCUGUGACCAUCCUGCUCGAACUAGUCUUUGACAAACUAAUAAAAUAAAGAGAUUUGUACAUUG
Grus americana (Whooping crane) is the source of this 1983-nucleotide messenger RNA. RefSeq names its product complexin 2 (gene CPLX2). NCBI's taxonomy places the organism in Eukaryota, Metazoa, Chordata, Aves, Gruiformes, Gruidae. Gene Ontology annotation, biological process: synaptic vesicle exocytosis; regulation of neurotransmitter secretion; neurotransmitter transport. Gene Ontology annotation, molecular function: syntaxin binding. Gene Ontology annotation, cellular component: SNARE complex; terminal bouton. Bases 318 to 722 code for a protein of 134 amino acids. The record is from RefSeq and is a predicted model, not a curated record. The transcript is spliced from 5 exons.